AUGCCUCGAGCAUCGACUUAUUCUCCUUAUAUGCAGAGUAAUACGGGUUGGUUACAAAAUACUCAACAACCAAGUAACUCUCAAUCAGAACAAACAAACACCCUUCCAAAUUCGCAAACAAACACCGUUCAAUCUGUACCUACUCAGGAUUCUUUUCUAUCUGACGUUCCUCAAAGUAUUUAUUCUGAAUAUUCUACGCUAGAUAUUUCGCCUACGAUUCCAACAAUUCAAGAGUCGAUCGAAUUAACUUCACAUACACCCGAAAGUGUUCUUUACAGAGGUUCCUCACCAGAGGUUGAACAUACAACUUCUAAUUAUAUCCGUAUUGAUCUAAACUCACCGCCUAUACCUCGAAGUCCAAGUAAUCAAACACCGCAAAAACCUGAUUCACAGACUGAUUCACUUUCUUUGGAAUCUCGAACCAGUUUAAAUAAUUGUGAGCUAAUAAAUGAAAGCUCAAUAGCUUUAUCUUUAGAAGGUUUAAGUGAUCCUAUUUUAAGCGAAAUUACUGAUUCGAUUUUAUUGCAACAAACUCAAUCAGAUCACAUGGGUCGAAAAACUACUUCUAAAGUUGAAGAAAAUAAGGCGCAAAAUCUUGGUAAUUCUAUAACGGAACAAGAAUUUUCGACACCAAUUACAGAUGCAGAAAAUCAUGAUAUUAGUGGUGAACUUAGAGAUUUAAUAACGACAUCGAAUAUGAUACUUGAAAGUGUAAAGAGUCACGAAGUUGAUGAAAUGAAAAAUAUAGAAUAUUUAGAACAAGAGGGUGAUAAGUCUUCUACACAACCUCACGAAGUAUCUCAGCCAGAUCUAUCAGAACUCGAGUGCGAUCGGGAGUAUUCUGUAAUUAUAGAGAAUGAGAUUAGUAAUUCAUUACUUAGGCAAAGUGAACAUUACAACAAUUUGGCAUCCAAGCUUUCUAAUAUAGGAUUUGUAAAGGUAGAACCUGGAAGUGAUGAAGAAAUCGAGCAAUCUACUACUUCUACUACUCCAGUUACUCCUAGAAUAAGGCGUAGUAUGCGUAGAAGAACCAAGGCCAAUUAUAGUUAUCCUCGUUAUUCUUACAGUGGCAAAAGAUCUAAAACACGUAAACGAAGUCGUACACUUAAUAAAGUGUCAUCAUUAUCUGCUACUGAAAAUGAAGCCUAUGACUUGGAGGUUGUUAAUGUUGAUAAUGAAAAGAACGAGGUGACUAAUCCACCUGUACAUGAGCUAUCUCCUGUCCAAAUUAGUGAUGGUCAGGAAAUGAAAAAAGUUGCUCAUAGUGGUCAGGGUAAAGAUGAUAGUGGGAAUAUUGAUAAAAUUAUUAUCGAUAAUGAAUCGCAAAGCAAUUUAUACCUUAAACAUAAUCUUCGUUCUCGAAAAAUUCUGCUUAAAUUACCAGAAGGUGUAUCUAAAGAAACAGAAGAGGGACCUGUUACAGCCCCUUCCAAAAAAACUGCGAGAGCUAAACGAUCAGCAAAAAAAUCUACUUCAAAGGUAAUUCCGAAGAAACCUACAAAGGCAACGCCAAAACGUAAAACAACUCGUCGCAAGUUAAUCACUCGUAAGACGAAUCAAGAUUCUGAAUUGCAAUCAUCGAAUGAAGCUGAAAAUGAGUCAGGGUUGGAAGAUAAUAGUGAAUUGGGAGUGGGUGUCCCGGCUAAAACUCUUUCAGCUUUAAAGGAACCUACUACUCCAAGGAAGGUGACAACUAGGAGUAUUAAAACCGUUGAUACAACACUUGAAGCCAGAACUACAAAAAAUUCUUCAAGUAAAAAGGUGACACCAAAAACCUCUAGAACCUCAAGCAAAAGGACAAAGAACCAUGACACUGAAUUUAAAGAUUCUUCCGGAAAAGAACCAUCUAAAAUCGAGAUCGUUAAUCCAACGGAGGUUCCAGGAGUUGAAAUUAGCACAGACAUUGUGAAUCAUAAUUCAGAAAAUCAGGUUGUACGAGAACAAUCUGAUGUUGAAAUGAAUAAUGCUACUCAAGAUGAACCAGAGCAGGUGGAGGAAUCAGUUUCAACACCUAAACUUCCAAAGAGAACCCGAAAAAGUACUAGGAGGCUAGUUGGUGGGUCUAAAUCUACAAAAUCUACUAGUGGUGGCAAACAAAGUCGUGGAAGAAAAGUUGAUACACAGGCCGAUGAUAAUGCAGCAAGAGAUAAUGAAGUAAACAUUGAGCCAUCAGAUAAAGAGGAGGAGACUAUCCCUACAACGAAACCAAAAAAGGCCACAAGAAGUGCUAAUCGUAAAGGCCAAACUCGUGUUGUUGACAAUACUACCACCGAACAACCUCCAGUCCCAGCUUCCGACCCAGAUAUUGUCGAAAUAUCCUCAAUAAAUCCGACGGCUCUUGCAAAUGUUGUUAAUACGUUAGCAGGACAAAAUUAUGAUAUUUUAAGUUCUCCCGAGAGUGCCUUCCCAAAUAAAGGACCUUGUACGCCUGUAUUCGUAAAACCACAUGUUCCUGCAACCCGUUCACCUUCUAAUACACCUCCACCAGAAUUACAAGCAAAAUUGACAAAGCCUCCUACUGCUAUUCCUAGUUCAUUGGAAUGGUCAAGGGAUCAUUGGCAUCAUCUGAAAGUAUUUUAUGAAGAAACCAAGAGUGAAUAUUUAAGUUCUGGUAAAGAUGUUAAUAGAAAUAAAGAUGUAUACAGUAAAGUUAUUGAAAAAUUUUUUGAGGCUGACAUUAAUAAUAGAACAUUUGGAGAGGAAGAUUUACGUUUGCGCAUAAUUUCAUUAGAAACUGCAGACCAUGAAAGAAAUAACGAACCUUCGAGCGAUCAACGAAGUAGUAAUAUUGAAAACAGUGUUAUUCUUUAUAAUAAAACUUAUUCCAAUCUCCGGGAUAACAUUGCCGGAAACAAACGUAAACGGCGUGAAUCAAGUAUAACCAACGCUGUCCCAGGGGUAAACGAUGAGAUUGAAGGCAAAGUCCCCAAACGUUCUCGUGUGGAGGAAAAUACUCCUUCGGGGUCUGGUACAACAACACCAGCUUCUGCACCUCAAACGCCCAGUAACAAUAUGUUGUCGAAAUUAUUUGGAGGCUGGUUUAAUAGUGGUCAAAGCCGAUCAAACCCGGCCUCGUUGAAUGAAGAAGCACCAGAAGAUUCGGAUAAUAAUAUUGAUGAAAACGAAGACAGGAUGGAAGAAGAGCAAUCAACCCACAAUUCUCGUAAUAGAAGCUGGUUGUGGUAA
Messenger RNA from Funneliformis mosseae, 3186 nucleotides. NCBI's taxonomy places the organism in Eukaryota, Fungi, Glomeromycota, Glomeromycetes, Glomerales, Glomeraceae. The record is from the annotation of a GenBank genome assembly.